AGGAAGUAGAUUUGGGAGGCGAAGAAGAAAUUUGAAUUAUUGGCAGACAAAUUCGGUCGAAGAGUACGUCGACAUUCUUUCUGAUACAAUUCAGUUAGUAGUUUUUAGCUUUCAAGCAACACAAUGGCCGAGGAAUCGGCUGUGAAAGUCUGUGUUCGAGUCCGUCCCUUUCUUGAGAGAGAAAAAAGUGAUUCAUCAGAAAAGACAAAGUCUGUAGAGGUCUUUUGGGAAGCUAAUGAGAACUCACUUCGUCAGCUUGACGAUGGGACCACAACAAAGAGUUUUGCUUUUGACAGAGUGUUCACCGCUGAAGAAACAACUAAUCAACUAUACCAGGAUAUCGCAAAGCCAUUGGUUGUAUCAACUGUUGAAGGAUACAAUGGUACCAUAUUUGCUUAUGGCCAAACUGCCUCUGGCAAGACAUUCACAAUGAUGGGGAGUGAUAAUAAUCCUGGAAUUAUACCGCUGGCCGUUGAUGAUGUCUUCCAAACCAUUAAAAAGUGUCCAAAGAAGGAGUUUCUUCUCAGGGUCUCUUACAUGGAAAUAUACAACGAAACUGUGACUGAUCUGCUUGUUGACAGUUAUAAAAGAAAACCUCUAGAAGUCAGAGAGGAUGUCAAUAAAAACAUAUCUGUGGCUGACCUUACUGAAGAGCUAGUAACCACCCCUGCACAAGCUCUGAAGUGGAUUCGUUUAGGAGAAAAAAACCGGCACUAUGGGAGUACGAAAAUGAACCACCGGAGCAGUCGUUCACACACAAUUUUUCGAAUGAUCCUAGAGAGUCGUGAAAGAAGUGACCUGGCAUCAGGUGAAAAUGCAGAUGGAGGCAUCAUUGUUUCCCAUUUGAAUUUAGUUGACCUGGCUGGAUCAGAGAGAGCAAGCCAAACGGGGGCUGAAGGUGCACGCUUUAAAGAAGGCUGCAUGAUAAAUCGCAGCCUUUUCACACUUGGGCAAGUUAUAAAGAAGCUAAGUGAAGAAAGCCAAAGAAGUUUCAUAAGCUACAGAGACAGUAAAUUAACACGGAUUCUUCAGAACUCCCUGGGUGGAAACGCUAAAACGGUCAUCAUGUGCACAAUCACUACUGCCUCACUCGAUGAGACACUCAGCACACUGCAGUUUGCCAGCGCUGCAAAGAAAAUGAAAAAUGAUCCACAUGUCACAGAAGUUUGUGACGAUGGUGCGCUGCUCAAAAGAUAUCGUAAUGAAAUUGUUGACCUCAAGAAACGGCUUCAGGAGGUUUCCUCCGUAACAGCAACAGAGAAAGAGGUGCUGGUUCAAGUUCUCCAGGAAAAAGAGCAACUUCAAUUAGAACAAGAGGACAGAAUAAAAAAUCUCACCAAGCUACUGGUCACUAGCAAUAACAUUACUAAUGUCCUACCGGUACCUAAACGCAGGGUUACAUGGGGAGGGAAAAUGCUGCGGCAUUCCCAUUCAUCUACUCCUGACAGUGAUGCCUCUAAUUGUAGCUUUUCCGUAUCUGUCUGUCAGAAGACGAAAACUCUUCAGUCCUGUGUGGGCAAGAUUUCUGAGGAAGGUGAAGAAUUUUAUUCUGACUGGACAUUUCCUGAUGAGCCAUUUGAUGACACAAACUCUUGUGAAGACUUUGUUACUCUGCCUAGCUGUGGAAACAGGUCUGCUGACAGGGUGACUGAACUGGAGCUACAACUUCAAACAGUAGACCAGCAGAAACAGCAAGCCGUGGAUCAAAUUCUGGCAAUGGAACAAAAGGCAGCAGAAAUUGACCUCAAACUCAAAAUGGAAACUGAUGAAAAGGAAUUAUUGGCUUCUGAGCGAGACUAUCUCAAGCAGCAGCUGGCUAUCAUCAAGUCACAUGCCAUGAGAGAAAAAGAGGAGGCCGCUGCUCUUUCACAAAAGCUGAAAGAAAAGAUGGAACAGGAUGAGUUUGUAUCUCUCGAGGAAAAGUUUGCAAAAGAACAUGAGAUUGAGUUGCAAAACGAAAUCAGCUCAUUGAAAAAUGCUUUGGAAUCCCAUGAACUUCAAUUGUUGGAACUUAAGAAAAAAUUGGAUAUGGUUUCCGAAGAGCUGAAGGAGAAAACCAAAAUUGCUGAUGAUCUUCAGAAUAUGUGUGGUAAGGACUUGGCCCAAGAAGUGGCAAACCUUCGUCGCUCUCUAGACGACGCGCAGGCUCUUGGCAGAGAGACAAAGAAAGAAUGGGCACUCCUACGCAGUGAAAAUACUGCCCUAGAAGAGUUAAAGAUGACCCUGACUGUAACUAAUGAAAAAAUGGAAGCAGAGGUCACCAGCCUACGUAGUCAACUCUCGAGUGAAAAAUCGAAUUUUAAGAAGAUGCAGAUGGAUCUCCAGAAAGAGCUCAAUGUUGUGUUUAAUGAGAAUACCAAAUUAGCUGCACUUUGCGAUGGCAAAGUCCCCAGAAAUAUCAUGGAUAGCGUGGAACUCGAGAGUGCAGUGACCAAGCUGAAAAAAGAGCUGGAGGCAUCUCAACAAGCAGAAAGACUCUUAAGAACUCAGCUAGAAGAACUCGAGUUAAUUCAGGCUCACCAAAAUGAAGGGCAUAACCCGGAAAAGCAGAUUUCUGCUGAAGAUUUGGAGAAGCUAGAGUUGGCCGUCAGAAAUGUUACAGCGGAGAGAGACCAGUUCCAGAUGGAUCUACAAGAAAAUAUAGACAUGAUGAUUGAGAAUCAGGAAGAGCUCCGGAACUCCCUUGGAGAAAUAGUUGCUCUGAAACAGCGUAUCAAAGAGUUGGAGGACAUGACUUUAGGGCUUGAAGAGAUUAAAACACAUGCAGCAGAGAAUGAAAGCCUUUUGCAGUCCCUCCAAUCCCAGCUUCAACAGCAAGUUCAGAGAAAUAAGGAUAUUGAAAGCACAGGUCAAGAGAACCAAGUACAGCUGCAAAAUCAGAUAAAGAUUUUGGCUAUGGAGCUUGAAAUUGCGAACGCCGAGAGAGAUGCCCUGUGUAACAAAGAAUCAGAACAUCAGACUUCCUUGGAAGAGACUCAGAAGUUGAUAAGCAGAAUUACAUCUCUAAGUGAAGAAAAAGAUGAGCUCCUUGAGACAUUGGAGGGCCUGAACCAGGAGAAGAGUCAUCUCAACGCACAACUGGAGGAUAGCAUUGAAACGACAAAUACUUUGGCAAUGGAGCUUGAAACUGUAAAAGCAGAGAGAGAUGGCCUGUGUAACAAAGAAGAGCCACAUCAGACUUCUUUGGAAGAGACUCAGAAAUUGAUGAGCCGAAUUAUAUCUCUCAGUAAAGAGAAAGAUGGGCUUCUUGAGACAUUGGAGGGAAUAAGCCAGGAGAAGAGUCAGCUCAACGCACAACUGGAGGAUAAAAUUGAGACGACAAAGACUUUGGCUAUGGAGCUUGAAACUGUGAAAGCAGAGAGAGAUGGUCUGUGUAACAAAAAAGCGGAGCAUCAGACUUCCUUAGAAGAGACUCAGAAGUUGAUGAGCAAAAUUACAUCUCUCAGUGAAGAAAAAGAUGAGCUGCUUGAGACAGUGGAGGGCCUGAAUAAGGAAAAGAGUCAGCUCAAUGCACAACUGGAGGAUCACAUUGAGACGAUAACGAUUUUGAGUAUGGAGCUUGAAACUCUGAAAGCAGAGAGCCUGUGUAACAAAGAAGUGGAACAUCAGACUUCCUUGGAAGAGACUCAGAAGUUGAUGAGCAAAAUUACAUCUCUCACUGAAGAGAAAGAUGAACUGAUGGAGAGAUUGGAGGGCCUGAAUCAGGAAAGGAGUCAGCUCAGCGCACAACUGGAGGAUCACAUUGACACGAUAAUGAUUUUGAGGAUGGAGCUUGAAACUCUGAAAGCAGAGAGCGAUGGCCUGUGUCACAAAGAAGCUGAACAACAGACUUCCUUGGAAGAGACACAGAAGUUGAUGAGCAAAAUUACAUCCCUCAGUGAAGAGAAAGAUGAGCAGCUUGAGACCGUGGAGGGCCUGAAUCAGGAGAAGAGUCAGCUCAACGCACAACUGGAGGAUCACAUUGAGACUAUAACGAUUUUGAGUAUGGAGCUUGAAACUCUGAAAGCAGAGAGCGAUGGCCUGUGUCACAAAGAAGCUGAACAACAGACUUCCUUGGAAGAGACUCAGAAGUUGAUGAGCAAAAUUACAUCUCUCAGUGAAGAGAAAGAUGAGCUGCUUGAGACUGUGGAGAGCCUGAAUCAGGAGAAGACUCAGCUCAACGCACAACUGGAGGAUAAAAUUGAGACGAUAACGAUUUUGAGUAUGGAGCUUGAAAGUCUGAAAGCAGCGAGAGAUGGCCUGUGUAACAAAGUAGCUGAACAACAGACUUCCUUGGAAGAGACUCAGAAGUUGAUGAGCAGGAUCAUAUCUCUCAGUGAAGAGAAAGAUGGGCUCCUUGAGACAUUGGAGGGCCUGAAUCAGGAGAAGAGUCAGCUCAAGGCACAACUGGAGGAUAACAUUGAGACGAGAAAGACUUUGGCAAUGGAGCUUGAAAAUGUGAAAGCAGAGAGAGAUUGCCUGUGUGACAAAGAAGCGGAACACCAGACUUCCUUGGAAGAGACUCAGAAGUUGAUGAGCAGAAUUCAAUCUCUCAGCGGUGAGAAAGAUGAGCUCCUUGAGACAGUGGAGGGCCUGAGCCAGGAGAAGAGUCAGCUCAACGUACAACUGGAGGAUAAAAUUGAGACGAUAUCGAUUUUGAUUAUGGAGCUUGAAACUCUGAAAGCAGAGAGAGAUGGCCUGUGUAACAAAGAAGCGGAACAUCAGACUUCCUUGGAAGAGACUCAGAAGUUGAUGAGCAGAAUUCAAUCUCUCAGCGGUGAGAAAGAUGAGCUCCUUGAGACAGUGGAGGGCCUGAGCCAGGAGAAGAGUCAGCUCAACGUACAACUGGAGGAUAAAAUUGAGACGAUUAAGAUUUUGGCUAUGGAACUUGAAACUGUGAAAGAGGAGAGAGAUGACCUUUGUAACAAAGAAGCAAAGCAUCAGACUUCCUUGGAAGAGGCUCAGAACUUGAUGAGCAGAAUUACAUCCCUCAGCCAACAGAAAGAUGAGCUCCUUGAGAAAGUGGAUGGCGUGAGCCAGGAAAAGAGUCAGCUCAAAGCACAACUGGAGGAUAACAUUGAGAAGACAAAGAUUUUGACUAUGGAGCUUGAAACUGUGAAAGCAGAGAGAGAUGGCCUGUUUAACAAAGCAGCAGAGCAUCAGACUUUCUUGGAAGAGACUCAGAAGUUGAUGAGCCAAAUUACAUCUCUCAGUGAAGAGAAAGAUGGGCUCCUUGAGACAGCGGAGGGCCUGAGCCAGGAGAAGUUCCUGCUCAACGCACAACUGGAGGAGACAAUGGAGAUGGUGAAGACUUUAACGGGAAAACUUGAGCAUGUUGAAAAUGAACAAAAUGUUCAAUUGUCCGAGAAGAGUUCCACUUUGGAAAAGCUGACUUGCAAAGUGAGCUCUCUCAGCGAGGAACGAAUUCAGUUGCAGAAUAAAAUGGAAGAACUCAUAAGUGAGAAAGAACAGCUCAAAUCAGAGCUACAGAGCAUGUUGCUCAUGGAAGCAAAGGAAACCAUCUCUGUAAUACAUGAAAAGCAUAGAAAUUGUGACCAGAAAAUGCCAGAUUCCAAAGUGGCAGCUUCAUCAAGGCUGCAAGACUCAUCUUUGGAACUUGAGGAGUUAUUUGAAAGAUUUCAGCAAUUUAUAGAUGCAUGCACCACGCCUGAUCCGAUAAUCAGAGACAAGAUCCUGACAAUGGAAUGCUUCCUGAACGAAUCUGAAACCUUUCCUCAUGCCAUAUUGAAAGCCCACAGCAUUGUCAUUGGGUUUGGACCCAAGAAUUUGAGGCCACUCUCUAAUAUUAUUGAUGUCCUUCUGGCUAGCGGAAAGACAUGCAAGAGGGCUUUUCAGCAGUUAGUGGAAAACGAUGUCACCAUGUUUGAGGAGGGGCGUUUGCAAGAUAUUUUCCGAGGCAGGUCACCGGCAACCAGCUGCUCUUUUCAAGAUCGGGAGUGUUGCUCAGGCGAGGGUCACAGACUGAGUGAGCUGGUAAAAAAAAGACAGCUGUAUGUGCAGAAAAUGAGCAACGUUUUGAAGAACCUCUGGGCAGGCUUGGAUUCUUACCACAAUGAACUUUCAGCUGAGGUCAGAGAAAGGGCGAGGUUCUCAAAGCUAGUGCAAGAAGAGUUGAAUAGGCUGCCGUUGGUUAUGAGUAGGCUGGAAAGCCUCUUUUGGGCUGAGAGUGAUUGCAGAUCUAAAGUUACACAAAGGAGAAAAGAUAUUUUCCAGGGCAUCCUUGAUGAGCGGAUUGCUCAGUGUCAGGAAUUGCAGCACUUGAAGGCACAGGCUGAGUGCCGACUGCAAGAAGAAAAAAGCAUGCAUUGCACUCUGCAACAGACUCUGGAGGAAACCCCAACAAGGUCACCACAGGCUUUGUUCGGCAACCAGCAACUUAUUCGACUCCGUCAAUCUGAGGAGGAAGUAAAAGUUUUGUGUCUAAAGAAUAAGCAACUGGAAGAGGCCCACCACAAAGCCAACAGCUGUGUGUCUGAAUACAAAAUGGCCACUCAACAACUUCAGAUAGAACUGCUGGCUAGCCAGGCACAAGUUGUAGAGCUCAAGAAUGCUACAAAGACUCUCAAGAGCCAGUUGCAAGAUUUGGAGAAACCUGAAGCUGCUGAGCUACAGAAAGUCCAAGCUCAACUGUUCAAGAUGGAACUGGAGUUGAGAGCUGCUUCUGAUGAACAUCGACAAGAGAUGGAGAGGAAGGACAUGGCUUUGCAUUUGAAGGAAGAGUCUAUCAGGAAACUGAAGGAAACCCUUAGGACGUUGCAGCAGCAAGGAGAGGAGUCAUUCCUGCAGGGUGAAGAACUUGCCGAUAGACUGCUAAACCCUCGAAGUUUGGGGAACAAAAGCAGUGUUGUGCAAAAUGAGUAUGUCAAACAGCUUCAAGUUAAAAUCGCCCAUCUUGAAAAUGUCAUUUCCACCCAGCAGGCUGACCUUAACAAAUGGAAAAACAGAGCUGUCAAGAUGAAGUACAAGAGUAAAGCGGAUGUUAAGCCUUCACCCCCAAGUACGCCCACCAAACGGGGACUUCCAGCGAGCAUCAGUGUCUUGCUUCAGUCACCACAGAAGCCCCAAAACAUCCUUGGCUCCCCCAAGAUGCGUUUCAAUACACCCCAAGUGCCCCUUAACUCUCCAAAAAGCAAGUUUUUUGAUGACGACGGGUAUGGAGAGUCCCUAGCAAGAACACGUCCGGCGCAUUUCUUCGAUAACUCUACUCUCGGAUUAACUGCAGAUGCCAAAUCAGACGAGAACUCCCAGAAGCCAAAUGAUUGCAUUACACAAUGAAGCUAAACAUAUGUAAAGCUGUCCUGUUCUCAUUUAAUGAUUUAAAUUUCAUUAAAGUGUUUUACAAGUUAUUGUUCAAGUUCAAUAAUUAUUUGUAGUGGAAACCAUUCCAUUGCUGUAGGAGUUAAAACAUAUAGCAGUUGU
Messenger RNA from Corythoichthys intestinalis (scribbled pipefish), 7419 nucleotides. RefSeq names its product centromere protein E (gene cenpe). Gene Ontology annotation, biological process: mitotic cell cycle; microtubule-based movement. NCBI's taxonomy places the organism in Eukaryota, Metazoa, Chordata, Actinopteri, Syngnathiformes, Syngnathidae. The record is from RefSeq and is a predicted model, not a curated record. Gene Ontology annotation, cellular component: microtubule. The transcript is spliced from 48 exons. Gene Ontology annotation, molecular function: ATP binding; microtubule motor activity; microtubule binding. The coding region runs from base 124 to 7275 and encodes 2383 amino acids.